This is a messenger RNA of Pararge aegeria (speckled wood butterfly), 483 nucleotides long. RefSeq lists its product as uncharacterized. Bases 1 to 483 code for a protein of 160 amino acids. The record is from RefSeq and is a predicted model, not a curated record. NCBI's taxonomy places the organism in Eukaryota, Metazoa, Arthropoda, Insecta, Lepidoptera, Nymphalidae. The transcript has a single exon.
AUGACUGAGCAGGAAAAAUGUGGUGAGGCUUCUUUACGUAUUUCUUGGACUCUUGCUAAGCAUAUGAAACCAUUUACUGAUGCUGAAGUAGUUAAAGAAUGCUUUCUCGAAGCGGGUAAUGCUUUAUUUGAGAACAAAAAGGAUGUUGUUGAGACGAUACGACGUAUUCCGUUAUCUGCUUCUACUAGCACCAGAAAUACACACGUUUUGGCAGAAGAAAAUCACUGUGAUGUGAAGCAGCAGUUAAAUAAUGCAAACUAUUACGACUUGGCUAUGGAUGAAUUAUGCGAUGUCUUUGUUACGGCACAGUUAAAUAUUUUUGUACGCUACCUGGACCAAACGAGAGAAACUUUUGUUGAGGAGAUAUUGGCUCUUUUGCCGCUAUUAGGAAGAACCCGAGGAGAAGACAUGAUCAAAGCAGUGAUGGAUUAUUUUGAUAAAGAUGAGUUAAGACUUGAAAAAGCUUUUAUCGGUAACUACUGA